AUGGGCCCCCCAAAAGACGAGGAUGAAAUUGUGACGCGGCCAAAGCUUGCUCCGCCAGAGCCCGCAAGCAGCUCACCUAUCCCCAAAUCGAAGCGCCGACCAGGUCGCACCUUCAAGAACCCGAUUCGGAGCAGCUCAUCUCGGUCCUCCCGGUCCUCUCGGUCGAGGUCGAGCCCCUACGACCGUCCUUCUAAUUCGCCCAGACCUAGAAUCUCGCGCCCGCAUACUCCCCGCAGAAUCUCCAUACUCGAGGCCCUCCCCGUCGAGAUCAUUGAGCAGAUAUUCCUAAACUCGCUCAAUCUAAACCUUCCCCGAGCUUCGCCGUUCCUAUCCCGCGCCCUCUCCGGUGAACAUAUCUACCGCGCUCUCAUCCUCCUUGCGUUCUGGAAUGAUGCGCUCGACAACCCCCGUAGCAAGGCCAUUGACCGGAUGAUGGUCCCGCUCACUUACGUUCCUCUCAAACUGGACGAACGCGCCCGAUUACAAGAAGCCGUAUUCAAAUGCAGGUGGUGUACCGUGGACCGCGUGCGCGAACAGGUCCCGACAAUGCAGAUCCUGAGUAUCUACCGUCGCUGGAUCAACGCCGGCAUUGUGACGGAGAAGGAGGAGCAGGAUGCGUUUGAAAAGCUCAUAACACGUAAGGACGACAGCGUCCGCAUCUUCCACGGCAAGGGCGGCCCAAUGAAGGAAAUAGCUAGCAUGCCCCCAGAGUGCUUCCGCGUGAUCCUGAACGCAAUGAACGGCAUUCACGAAUACAAGCUCCAUAUCAUGCCAAUGGUCACCACCGAGCUCCAAUGUGUGGAUGUGGGGUUGACCGUCAAUAUCCCUGCACUGGACCUGUGCAAAUUCCCAUCCCAUCUCCUCCGAGGCCGCAGCAACGGAUUCCUUCCGGAAGACGUUGAUUUCCUAGAGAUGCUACGCAUAACCUCGUGCAAUUGGACCCCUCCAACGAGCUCCUUGACGCCCUCGACUCUGACGAAAGUCGACCGCAGAGCCCUGAACGAAGGAAUCCAGAACGCAAUUCGUCACCAGAACUUCGACGCCAUGCUCUCCCUCCUCAAAAUCGACGAGUUCCUCUUCCGCUAUAAAGUAGAGAACCAACGCCGCAGCGUCUACUAUACGAUCCCGAUCGAGCAUUUCCUCGCUGUUACCCGCACCGGCCGCGACAAGCCCCAUCUCAACUUGGAUUUCUUCCAGGCUCUUCUCCGUGCUAGUGCGGAGUCCUUGCCUUGCUGGUCAUCCGAGAUCACCAAGUGGACUGUGGACAAUAUGGAACUCGCCAAGAAGAACCCGGAUACUUAUAACCAGACUAAUGGUAAGUUUGCGCGCUGGUUGUCGAAUUUCCUGCUGCGUCUCCCUGCGAAGGUUGAGCAUGCCCAUGAAUUCCCGACUGGUCAGCUGUUCUGUAAUGGUCAGUUGGAUGUCACGGAUUUUGAGGGCCGUCGCUUUGUCGAUGAGGUUCUUGAUGCCUUCCGCGGACCAUUAGGGAAUUGGAUGAUGGAGAGUUCGUUCCGAACUGAAGAUCACUGGCUGAAGAAGUUCGGCCCCUCUCUUCCUCCAUGA
Penicillium verrucosum is the source of this 1563-nucleotide messenger RNA. RefSeq lists its product as uncharacterized. The transcript has a single exon. Bases 1 to 1563 code for a protein of 520 amino acids. NCBI's taxonomy places the organism in Eukaryota, Fungi, Ascomycota, Eurotiomycetes, Eurotiales, Aspergillaceae. The record is from RefSeq and is a predicted model, not a curated record.